AUGAUGUCCCACAUCCCCGGCGAGAUCCCACCACCCAACCUGGCCGCUCUGGCCGAAGACCACUACUUCUCCGCCAACCCGCCGCCCAAGGACCUUGAGAAGCACGUGAAGCUCGCCAAGGACUUCAUCGACUACCACGCCAAGUCUGGCCGCAGGCUAGUGUUGAUAACCAGCGGCGGCACCACCGUCCCCCUCGAGAAGCAAACCGUCCGCUUCAUCGACAACUUCUCGGCGGGCACGCGCGGCGCCACCUCGGCCGAAUAUUUCCUCGAAGCCGGCUACGCCGUCCUCUUCCUGCACCGACAAUUCUCCCUGCUGCCCUUCUCGCGCCACUACAGCCAUGCGACCGAUUGCUUCCUCGAUUUCCUGAAGGAAGGGCCUGACGGCCGCUCCGUCGUGGCCCGCGACAAGGACGCCAGCAAGAUGCUCCAGGUGCUGCGCAAGUACCACAGUGCUCGCGACAACAACAUGCUGCUGGCCAUCCCGUUCGUCAGCAUCUCGGACUACCUGCAUGAGCUGAGGAGCAUCGCCCAGCUUAUGAAGCCGCUUGGUCCCAAGGCGCUGCUUUACCUGGCCGCUGCCGUUAGCGAUUUCUUCGUGCCGCCUGAUCGCAUGAGCGAGCAUAAGAUCCAGAGCACGGAUGCUGUCGCGGAAUACAAGAAGUCUGCUUCAACCGCGACUUCAAAUGCUGCCACUCCCAGUGCCAGCACGAGGGCUACACCCGCCCCUGGCUCUGGCAAUGGAUCUGGAUCAGGAGUGGUGGAUGAAGAGACCUUUGACAACUUUGAUUCUUCCCCCAGCGUGCCUAGGAGUAAGCGGUUGGUGGUCGACUUGGACCCUGUGCCCAAGUUCUUGAAGAACUUGGUGGAGGGAUGGUCGCCGGAGGGAAUGAUCGUUUCGUUCAAGUUGGAGACGGACCCAAGCAUCUUGACUCUGAAGGCUAAGUACUCGCUUGAUCGGUAUCAGCAUCAUUUGGUUAUUGGGAAUUUGCUCUCAACCCGCAAAUGGGAAGUCGUCUUCGUAGCGCCCAACCGUAAAGACAAGUGGAUCCGCGUCCCCAUGCACCGCCGCGUCGGUUCUUCUACUUCAACCGACCCGUCAACAUCAAAAGAUACACAAAUAGAAAAGGACGAACCCCUAGACCCCAAGUCCUUGCCCGAGGGGGAACCGGAGAUCGAGAUCGAGAGCCUCAUCAUCCCUGCUGUCAAGGACUCGCAUAGUGAGUAUAUUGAUACUUUUGAGAGGGAGAGGAGGGGAAGGAGUGGGACGCCUGGUGCUUAG
Sordaria macrospora k-hell is the source of this 1281-nucleotide messenger RNA. RefSeq lists its product as uncharacterized. Gene Ontology annotation, molecular function: phosphopantothenate--cysteine ligase activity. Gene Ontology annotation, cellular component: nucleus; cytoplasm. Gene Ontology annotation, biological process: coenzyme A biosynthetic process. The record is from RefSeq and is a predicted model, not a curated record. NCBI's taxonomy places the organism in Eukaryota, Fungi, Ascomycota, Sordariomycetes, Sordariales, Sordariaceae.